CAAAUUGAGUGUGAGCCAGAGAUUUAGUAAUGACUUGUUGCUGAACACAGACUGUGGCUGAAGCAGUUUCUACCACUCUUUAACUUUUCUCAUUUGAUUUCGCUGGAGGCUUCAUCAAACCAGCAACGUUUGCUAAGAAGCUGCUGCUCCACCGGUUUGAGAAAGUCACAAUUAUAAUUAAACAGGAAUUUUCUCAUCGCAUAACAACAUGCGUGGAAGAUCUGUGCUUAUCAUCCGAAGCCAAACAAGUGCUCAGUAUCCUUCUGUGGUUUCUGGAGAUCCUCUCCUUCACCCAGUGUUCUCUCUCAGGAUCUCUGAGGACCACUCAACACCAUGAACUGGGCAUUCCUUCAGGGUCUCCUAAGCGGGGUCAACAAAUAUUCUACUGCAUUCGGGCGCAUCUGGCUGUCCGUGGUGUUCUUGUUCCGUGUUAUGGUGUUUGUGGUGGCUGCGGAGAAGGUGUGGGGUGACGAUCAGAAGGAUUUCACUUGUAACACGGCACAGCCGGGCUGCCACAAUGUCUGCUAUGACCACUUCUUCCCGGUCUCACAUAUCCGUCUGUGGGCACUGCAGCUGAUCUUUGUGACGUGUCCAUCACUGCUGGUGGUGCUGCACGUUGCGUACCGUGAGGAACGUGAGCGCAAGCACCGCGCAAAGUUUGGCGAAACCUGCAACCGCCUUUACCAGAACACAGGCAAGAAGCGUGGCGGACUCUGGUGGACCUACGUGCUUACGUUAGUCUUCAAGAUGGGUGUCGAUUGUGCCUUCAUCUACCUGGUGUACUACCUGUACGAGGGCUAUGACUUCCCGUCGCUGGUGAAGUGUUCAGAGACGCCGUGCCCCAACACGGUGGACUGCUUUAUCUCGAGGCCCACCGAGAAGAGGAUCUUCACACUCUUCAUGGUGGUCAGCAGUCUGGUGUGCAUCCUUCUCUCAUUCUGUGAGAUCCUUUACCUGGUUUGCAAGCGAUGCCAUGAAGGUGUUCAGAUGCUCAGGGGUUCUAGGCAGGUAGCUCGUGCUACUUCCAUUCAUAGCAUCAAGAACCCGAAUUCACUGAAGGACAGCGAUAAGCUGGUGGGAAAAGUGCCAUCGUACACUGUCUCAAUGGCACGAUGACACAAUACAUAUUUAAACUGGAGAGGAACUGGAAAAGAACCUGAGAUAAACUUAAUAAAAAGGCAUAUAGUGGCCAGUUAUGACUUUACCAAAAUCCUGAAGUGGGAUUGGGAAUGAGAACUGGUUUAAUCUUGAAAAUGUUGAUCUCAAAGAACGAGACAGUUGCCUAUGAAAAAAUUUCAUCCAAACUUUAAUGUGUCAGGAGGCGGUUUUAUGGGUGGUUUGUUCAUCAUAUCAUUGAGAAUAGGGUGUAGCUAUGUUAUGAACUUAUUUAACAUGCAAGUCCUGUCAAGCCUUUUUUUUUCUUUUCAGUGCCCUGUUGUUAUGAAGAGGUUUGGGCUGUGAAUCAACUUAUACCAGGAUGAAAAGCAGGCAAGGCCUGGGAUCAAACUGAAAACCACCACGCUCUCAUUCUCUCAGAAAAGAAGUGUGUGUAAAUAACGAAACACGAUCGUCCCACACCCUAAAGCAACCACACGGCAUUGUCCUUCUCAUGCAGACGAUCCGAAGCUGUUCAGAAAUAUAGCUACGAACAAAGAAAACUAAAAAGUAUUUAAAAAAACAUAAAAAUGCACCGUUUUAUUCUGUCUAUAUGUUAAAACUGUAAGAAACAAUUCUAAGGUACUGAAUGCUAGCUGUCAUUUCAUACAUAAAAUAAGGCAUAAAGCGACAGCUGUGUGUAAUGCAGCGUCUUAAAAGUGCGUACAUCUCAGAAUGUUCCUCGUUCAGGAUCACUAAUGUUAUACAAAUGGGAUAAUUGUUUAUCCUACAGCAUGCGUGAGGAAUAAGGAGAAAACUGUUUAGAGUUCUGAAACCAUGAUGGUGUGUUUGAGAGUUUAAACCUGAUGACAAAUGAUACACAAACUAAGAACACAUCUGUGUUAGAAGCUCAUGUCAACCAGACGUUGCCUAGUGUAACUAAAGGCAAUUCACCAAUUCUGGAAGCUGAACUAAAGAAGCUGAUGACUCAUCUGCACCAUUACAUCUGACUCUGGUUUGCCUUUGGAAGAAAUCUGAAUCCUCUGGCGCCCAGAGGUUCGUGGUCGUCGCCUGAAAGGUGCUUUUUUUUAUUUUUUAUUUUUUAUAAAUGCUAAAACAUCCGUCAAUACGUGUAAAACGACAUUCCUCCGAGAACACUUACACACACACACACACACACACGUAGUUUUGUUUUUUUUUACUAUUUCUAAUUAAAAUAUUUUCUUGAACUGUUUACCGUUACGUCGAGGAUGUAAACAAAGAUUUUACUGCCAAGUCUGCUGACUCCUUUUUUUUUUUUUGCACAACUGUUUGUCAUUCCAGAUGUUAUUUUAUAUACAAAAUGUUCUAUUUUUUUUCUGUGUGCAAUUCUUCAUGCGUCGUAUUUUUAAUACGUAAUUCGAUUUCCUCAGUUAUCAGGAUUACGGAAAGAAACUUAAACGCAGAAUUACUGUGUCGUAAAUUCCUGCGCUCCUCAUGCCACAAGCUGUAGGUUCUCAGGGAAUUAUGUGCCUUGUAGGUAAUUACAAAAAUGCUGUGUGUGUGUGUGUGUGUGUGUGUGUGUGUGUGUGUGUGUGUGUGUGUGUGGUUAUGUAAAAAUAGCGAUUCAGAAAUCUGAGGUCUCAAACUAUCUGUGCAUGAGGAACUGUGUCAAAUCCUCAGUAAGCAAGUCUUCCAGAUGCUGGGAAGAGAGGAAUGAAUUCUUUUCCCCUCUGAAUGUAAACCAACCUCAGUUUGUAUUUCCUGUGUUUUGGUGUCCAUCUUCUCAACAUUGCUAUUUUUAAAACUAUGUGCGGCCUGAAAAGUUUCUCGAUUAAAGCAAGUUUUGUACUUUA
This is a messenger RNA of Tachysurus fulvidraco (yellow catfish), 2930 nucleotides long. RefSeq names its product gap junction protein beta 10 (gene gjb10). Gene Ontology annotation, biological process: cell communication. NCBI's taxonomy places the organism in Eukaryota, Metazoa, Chordata, Actinopteri, Siluriformes, Bagridae. The record is from RefSeq and is a predicted model, not a curated record. The transcript has 3 exons. The coding region runs from base 334 to 1116 and encodes 260 amino acids. Gene Ontology annotation, cellular component: connexin complex.